AUGAAAAUGGUUGUCAUUUUCUUCAUAUAUUUUGCGAAAUGUUAUACAUUUAAAAUGUUUGUUGUAAACUUUGACCUUCUGUAUAUUUUCUUGCUACCAAUCGUUUACUGUAACAAAGAUGCCAAUCGUUUAUUCGAAGAUUUAUUAGUUGAUUAUAAUAAACUUGUUCGACCAGUGGACAAUAAAACGAAUGCAUUGGUUGUUCGUUUUAAGUUAAAACUAUCACAGUUGCUUGAUGUGCACGAAAAGAAUCAGAUAAUGACGACGAAUGUUUGGCUUCAACAUACAUGGACAGAUAUCAAAUUGAGAUGGAAUCCGGAAGAGUAUGGUGGAGUAAAUGUUUUAUAUGUUCCAUCUGAUAUGAUAUGGAUUCCGGAUAUUGUGCUUUACAAUAAUGCUGAUGGAAACUAUCAAGUUUCAAUCUUAACUAAAGCUAAAUUAUCACCUAACGGAACUGUGGAAUGGGCACCACCAGCAAUUUACAAAAGUAUGUGUCAAAUCAAUGUGGAAUGGUUUCCAUUCGAUGAACAAACUUGUGAAAUGAAAUUUGGUUCAUGGACAUACAAUGGUUUAGAAGUUGAUUUAAAGCAUAAAGAUUCGGAUAAUGAACGAAAAGUAACAGAAAUAACUGUAGGAAUUGAUGGCGAACAUGUUGAAACAGUUUGGAUUGUUGAUAAAGGCAUUGAUCUAAGCGAUUAUUAUCCAAGUGUAGAAUGGGAUAUACUUGGCAUAUCUGGCAAACGCCAUGAAAUUAGAUAUUCAUGUUGUGAAUCACCAUUCAUUGAUCUCACAUACGAAAUUCAUCUUCGUCGAAAAACAUUAUUCUAUGCAGUGAAUCUCAUUUUUCCAAUUGUUGGAAUUAGUUUUCUUACGGCCUUAGUAUUUUAUUUACCAUCUGAUGGUGGUGAAAAGAUUUCAUUUUGCGUAUCAAUUCUAAUCUCAUUAACAGUAUUUUUUCUAUUACUUGUUGAAAUAACUCCGCCAACUUCAUUAGUAAUACCAUUAAUUGGAAAAUAUUUAUUAUUUACAAUGGUUCUUGUGACUCUGUCAAUAAUUAUAACUGUUAUAACUUUGAAUAUUCAUAAUCGGACACCAUCAACACAUAUAAUGCCAAUGUGGGCCAAGAAAUUCUUCAUCGAAUGGUUACCGAAAUAUUUGUAUAUGCAACGGCCAAUACCAACAGGAAUUGAAUUAACGCCAAUUGAUAAUAAUAAUUCAAAUGAACAUUUGCUUUGUCCAAUAAAUGUUUCUUCUAUUUUUCCCGAGUAUAAUGAAGAAACUUUCGGGAAUUCCAACCGACAACAUCAUGAAUCAACAACCUUACAAAAUGCUUUUGAUAGUGUUACAUUUAUUGCUAAUCAUUUAAAGGAUAAUGAAGAUGAUCAACAGGUAAUUGAAGACUGGAAAUAUAUGUCAAUGGUAUUAGAUCGAAUAUUUUUAAUUUUAUUCACUUUGGUAUGUAUGAUUGGCAGUGUUACCAUUAUCCUUCGUGCACCGACCAUUUAUGAUAGCACAGUCCCAUUAGCAUAA
This is a messenger RNA of Cercopithifilaria johnstoni, 1530 nucleotides long. The record is from the annotation of a GenBank genome assembly. Lineage: Eukaryota; Metazoa; Nematoda; Chromadorea; Rhabditida; Onchocercidae.